Messenger RNA from Glycine soja, 8501 nucleotides. RefSeq names its product protein ILITYHIA-like. Gene Ontology annotation, biological process: regulation of translation; cellular response to amino acid starvation. The coding region runs from base 204 to 8096 and encodes 2630 amino acids. The transcript has 60 exons. Lineage: Eukaryota; Viridiplantae; Streptophyta; Magnoliopsida; Fabales; Fabaceae. Gene Ontology annotation, cellular component: cytosol. Gene Ontology annotation, molecular function: protein kinase regulator activity. The record is from RefSeq and is a predicted model, not a curated record.
UCGUUGGUUUGUUUUUCAUUUCAACGAAAGUCUGAACCGAACACGACAGGUUCGAGCUAUAGCAGUAGUACCCAAAACCCUAGCUAAUCUCAGUAGUGAGGAACUGAAACACACUCACUGUGGCAGAAGAGGAAGCGUCGCUGCUGCAUUAUUAAUCAGAUUUUGAGCUCCGCAAUCUCCUUCGGAUCUUCCCGUUUUCUACAAUGGCGGCGGAAUCAUUGCAAUCUCUCGUUUCCCUCUCCGAAUUGGUUUCCACUUCCUCCACGAACCACCGUGUUCGGAUAUUCCGUCGCGAAAUCCCUGCGUUCUUGAAUUCCUCUACUUCAGAAAUGUCAACGGAGCUCGCUUCGUUACUCACCGAUAUAAUAUUCAGAACGGUUGCGAUUUACGAUGAUCUUAGAUCGAGGAAAGCCGUUGAUGAUGUGAUUGUGAAAGCCUUGGGUGGAACGGUGUUCAUGAAGACUUUUGCAGGAGCUCUCGUUCAGAACAUGGAAAAGCAAUCCAAGUUUCAAUCUCACGUUGGGGGCUAUAGACUUCUCAGCUGGUCGUGUCUACUUCUGAGCAAGAGCAAGUUCGCCGCAGUUUCUAAGAAUGCUCUGUGUCGAGUGGCUGCCGCGCAAGCUUCUUUGCUUAGCUUAGUUUUGAAAAGGUCUUUUCGGGAGCGAAGGGCUUGCAGGAAAAAGUUUUUCCAUUUAUUUUCUCAGUUGCCGGAUAUUUAUAAAGUCUACAUGGAAGAGCUUAGAAAUGGCCGAAUUCCUUUCAAGGAUAGUCCGGAAUUAUUAAUGCUGUUGCUGGAGUUCUCAAGUCGAUCUCCGUCUUUAUUUGGGGAAUUCAAGCCAGCAUUUCUUGAUAUAUAUGUUAAUGCAAUACUGAGUGCAAAAGAAAAGCCAGGAAAGAGUCUUACUGAAGCAUUUCAUCCACUUUAUUUGCAAAUGUCACAUGAAGAUUUUCAAAGUAUUGUGAUACCAUCCUCUGUUAAAAUGCUAAAGCGCAACCCAGAGAUUGUGUUGGAGUCUGUUGGGAUUCUGUUGAAGUCUGUUAACCUUGAUCUGAGUAAAUAUGCUGCUGAAAUUCUUUCGGUAGUAUUAGCACAGGCUCGACAUGCUGAUGAAGGGAGAAGGGAUGGGGCAUUAGCUAUAGUCCAGAGUCUGAGCCAAAAAUCUAGCAAUCCGGAUGCAUUAGACACAAUGUUCAAUGCUAUCAAAGCUGUUAUUAAAGGCUCUGAAGGAAGGCUGGCUUUUCCAUACCAGAGAGUUGGAAUGGUGAAUGCGAUACAAGAAUUGUCUUAUGCACCUGAUGGAAAAUACCUCAUCAGUCUGUCUCGCACAAUAUGUGAUUUUCUUCUAUCAUACUACAAGGAUGAUGGAAAUGAGGAGGUUAAAAUUGUGAUUUUGUCAGCUAUAGCUUCUUGGGCAGUUAGAUCUACAGAUAUCAUUCAAGAGAGUUUGGUUUCCUUUUUGGCUUCUGGCCUCAAAGAGAAGGAAACUUUAAGAAAGGGUUUUCUGCGCAGUCUACAUGCUAUAUGCAAAAAUGAAGAUGCUGUCUUAAAGAUGUUACCUUUGAUUGGCACUCUUAUGCAACUUGUUAAAACUGGCUUUACAAAGGCAGUGCAACGUUUAGAUGGCAUAUAUGCAUUGUUACUAGUUGCGAAGAUAGCUGCUGUUGAUAUCAAAGCUGAGGAAACAUUGGUAAAGGAAAAGAUAUGGGCUCUGAUAUCACAAAAUGAACCUUCUGUCGUGCCAAUUUCUAUGGCUUCAAAGCUUUCAAUUGAGGAUAACAUGACAUGCGUUGAUCUACUUGAAGUGCUUCUUGUGGAACAUUUACAAUGUACAUUGUCCAAUUUCUCGGUCAGAUUGAUGUUACAGUUAAUGAUCUUUUUUAUGUGUCAUCCGAGAUGGGAUAUUAGAAGAAUGGCUUAUGAUGUUGCCAGGAAGAUUAUCCCAUCUGCUCCACAGUUAUCUAAAGAUCUAUUGUUGGAAUUUUCGAAGUACCUUACUUUGAUUGGAGAGAAACAUUUAGCUUUAAAAACAAGUGAUUCUGAUAUUUCUUUGGACCCUCAAGUUCCGUUCAUUCCAUCUGUUGAGGUGUUGGUAAAGGCUCUGCUUAUUAUGUCACCAGCAGCUCUGAAACAUGCUCCAGAAUCAUUUUUCAGAAUAAUACUUUGCUCACAUCACCCGUGUGUAGUUGGUGGUGCAAAAAUUGAUGCAGUGUGGAAGAGGCUCUCCAAGUGUCUGCAGACACAGGGUUUUGUUGUCAUUGAUGUCAUUUCAGCUAACGUGGGGAAUUUCUUACAGGUCUUACUGGGACCAAUGGGCUUGAAGAGUGCUAAUCCACUAGAACAACAGGCAGCGAUAUUGUCACUGUGUAACUUGAUGUCUAUAAUCCCUGGAGAUACAUAUAUAGAGUUUGAAAAGAAUUUGCUAAAUCUUCCCGAGCGGUUUGCUCAUGAUACACUUUUGGAGAAUGACAUUCAGAUCUUCCUUACGCCUGAAGGAAUGCUUUCCACUGAGCAAGGGGUUUAUGUUGCUGAAUCUGUUACUGCAAAGAACACAAAACAAGCAAAGGGUCGCUUCCGGAUGUAUGACGAUGAAGAUGGCGAGGAUCAUACACGUUCUAAUCAUUCUGUGAGGAGAGAUCAACCUAGUAGAGAAGCUGCUGGUGCAGGGAAAAAGGAUACUGGGAAGGCUGCAAAGAAGGCUGACAAAGGGAAGACGGCAAAGGAGGAGGCAAGAGAAUUGCUACUUAAGGAGGAGGCUUCUGUACGUGAUAGAGUCCGUGAAAUACAGAAAAAUCUGUCUCUGAUGCUAAGAACUCUUGGAGAUAUGGCCAUCGCUAAUUCAGUUUUUGCUCAUAGUAGGCUGCCUUCAAUGGUCAAGUUUGUCGAACCAUUAAUGCGAUCGCCUAUUGUAAGUGAUGAGGCUUUUGAAACCAUGGUGAAGUUAGCAAGAUGCACUGCUCCCCCUCUAUGUGAUUGGGCCCUUGACAUUUCCACUGCUUUGCGCUUAAUUGUGACUGAUGAAGUUCAUCUUCUGUUGGAUCUAGUUCCAUCAGUUACUGAAGAGGAAUUCAAUGAAAGGCCACAUGGCCUUUUUGAGCGGAUUUUAGAUGGCCUAUCUAUUUCUUGCAAAUCAGGAGCACUUCCUGUAGAUUCUUUUUCUUUUAUAUUCCCAAUAAUUGAGCGAAUUCUUCUGUGCUCUAAGAAAACAAAAUUUCAUGAUGAUGUACUUCGAAUAUUUUAUUUACACCUUGAUCCUCAUCUACCUCUUCCUAGGAUUCGAAUGUUAUCGGUACUUUACCAUGUACUCGGUGUUGUUCCAGCGUAUCAAGCAUCGAUAGGACCUGCACUAAAUGAGCUGAGUCUUGGUUUGCAACCUGCUGAAGUUGCUUCUGCACUUUAUGGAGUUUAUGCAAAAGAUGUUCAUGUAAGAAUGGCAUGCUUGAAUGCGGUCAAAUGUAUCCCUGCUGUUGCUAAUCGUUCUCUACCUGAAAACGUUGAGGUUGCAACAAGUAUAUGGAUAGCAUUACAUGAUCCUGAGAAGUCAGUUGCUCAAGUGGCAGAAGACAUAUGGGAUCAUUAUGGGUUUGAUUUUGGAACUGACUUUUCGGGACUUUACAAAGCACUUUCUCACAUUAACUACAAUGUUCGUGUGGCAGCUGCAGAAGCAUUAGCUGCUGCCUUGGAUGAACAUCCAGAUUCUAUACAAGAGUCCCUUUCCACUUUAUUUUCGCUGUAUAUUCUGGACAUGGGUGUUGGAGAUGACAAUGUUGAUGCUGGUUGGCUGGGUAGGCAAGGAAUAGCUUUAGCAUUACAUGCUGCCGCCGAUAUUUUGAGGACAAAAGACUUACCUGUUGUCAUGACAUUUCUAAUUUCGAGAGCACUGGCUGAUCUGAAUGCUGAUGUUAGAGGCAGAAUGAUUAAUGCUGGUAUAUUGAUCAUUGAUAAAAAUGGAAAAGAUAAUGUCUCCUUGUUAUUCCCCAUCUUUGAGAACUACUUAAACAAAACUGCUCCAGACGAAGAAAAAUAUGACUUGGUUCGUGAGGGUGUGGUUAUCUUCACUGGAGCUCUGGCAAAACACUUGGCAAAGGAUGAUCCUAAGGUUCAUGCUGUUGUGGACAAAUUGUUGGAUGUUUUAAAUACUCCUUCUGAAGCAGUUCAAAGGGCAGUCUCUGCGUGCUUAUCUCCAUUAAUGCAAUCAAAACAAGAUGAUGCAGCAGCUCUUUUUAAUCGGCUGAUGGAUCAAAUGAUGAAAAGUGAAAAAUAUGGAGAACGGCGUGGGGCUGCUUUUGGACUUGCAGGAUUGGUUAAGGGAUUUGGUAUCUCCUGCUUGAAAAAGUAUAGGAUUGUGAUUACACUUCAAGAAAGUCUUGCUGAAAGGAAUUCUGCAAAAUCUCGUGAAGGAGCUUUACUUGGAUUUGAAUGCCUUUGUGAAACACUUGGAAGAAUAUUUGAACCGUAUGUGAUUCAGAUGUUACCACUACUUUUGGUUUCGUUCUCUGAUCAAGUUAAUGCAGUCAGGGAAGCAGCUGAAUGUGCUGCCCGUGCAAUGAUGUCUCAACUUAGUGCUCAAGGAGUGAAGCUUGUCCUUCCAUCUCUCUUGAAGGGUCUUGAAGAUAAAGCUUGGAGGACAAAACAAAGUAGUGUACAAUUACUUGGUGCUAUGGCAUACUGUGCUCCUCAACAGUUGUCUCAGUGUCUCCCUAAGAUUGUUCCCAAAUUGACUGAGGUUUUGACUGAUACACAUCCUAAAGUCCAGUCAGCUGGGCAAAUGGCCCUUCAACAGGUUGGGAGUGUGAUAAAGAAUCCAGAAAUAUCUGCUCUUGUCCCUACUCUACUUAAGGGACUUAGUGAUCCUAAUGAGCAUACAAAAUACUCCCUUGAUAUUCUUCUUCAAACAACCUUUGUUAAUUCAAUUGAUGCCCCUUCACUUGCAUUAUUGGUACCGAUAGUACAUAGAGGUUUGAGGGAAAGGAGUGCUGACACUAAAAAGAGGGCAGCACAAAUAGUUGGAAACAUGUGUUCCUUGGUUACAGAGCCGAAGGAUAUGAUUCCAUAUAUAGGAUUGUUGCUUCCUGAAGUAAAAAAGGUUCUUGUGGAUCCUAUCCCUGAAGUUCGGUCAGUUGCUGCUAGAGCCAUUGGAUCCCUUAUAGGAGGAAUGGGCGAAGAAAAUUUCCCUGAUCUUGUCCCAUGGUUGUUUGACACACUGAAAUCUGAUAAUAGUAAUGUUGAACGCUCUGGAGCAGCUCAAGGACUGAGUGAGGUCUUAGCUGCUCUUGGGAUUGAUUUCUUUGAGCAUGUACUUCCUGAUAUUAUUCGACAUUGCUCCCAUCAAAAAGCAUCCGUACGAGAUGGAUACUUGACCCUGUUCAAGUAUUUGCCACGGUCACUGGGAGUCCAGUUCCAAAACUAUCUUCCCCAGGUGCUGCCUGCUAUUCUAGAUGGUCUUGCCGAUGAGAAUGAAUCCGUACGAGAUGCUGCCCUAGGAGCUGGCCAUGUCCUGGUCGAGCAUUAUGCAACAACUUCUCUACCACUUCUCCUUCCAGCUGUUGAGGAUGGCAUUUUUAAUGAUAGUUGGCGUAUUCGACAGAGCUCAGUCGAGCUGUUGGGUGAUCUAUUAUUCAAAGUUGCUGGAACUUCUGGUAAAGCUUUGCUUGAGGGGGGCAGUGAUGAUGAAGGUUCUAGUACUGAGGCACAUGGGCGUGCCAUCAUUGAGAUUCUGGGACGUGAUAAACGUAAUGAAGUACUUGCUGCAUUGUACAUGGUCCGAGCUGAUGUUAGUUUGUCAGUACGUCAGGCUGCAUUACAUGUGUGGAAAACUAUUGUGGCAAAUACUCCAAAGACUCUUAGGGAAAUUAUGCCAGUUCUGAUGGAUACUUUAAUUACAUCCCUUGCAUCAUCAUCAUCUGAAAGGCGGCAGGUUGCUGGACGAUCACUGGGUGAGCUUGUCAGGAAGCUUGGUGAACGGGUACUUCCCUUGAUAAUUCCAAUCUUAUCACAGGGGCUGAAUGACCCCAACAGCAGCAGAAGACAGGGUGUAUGUGUUGGUCUGAGUGAAGUGAUGGCAAGUGCUGGUAAGAGCCAGUUGUUGACUUUCAUGAAUGAACUCAUCCCAACUAUUCGGACUGCCCUCUGUGAUAGUGUGUCUGAGGUUCGUGAAUCAGCUGGCUUAGCAUUCAGCACUUUGUAUAAGAGUGCCGGAAUGCUAGCUAUUGAUGAGAUUGUUCCAACUCUUCUACAUGCAUUGGAGGAUGAUGAAACUUCUGAUACUGCACUUGAUGGCCUUAAACAAAUUUUGAGUGUCAGAACAAGUGCAGUACUACCUCACAUUUUACCCAAACUGGUUCAUCCUCCAUUGUCUGCCUUCAAUGCACACGCUUUAGGUGCUUUAGCAGAGGUUGCUGGGCCUGGCCUUGACUUUCAUCUUUGUACUGUGCUUCCUCCUUUGCUAUCAGCAAUGGGUGAUGAUGAUAAGGAGGUUCAAACUUUGGCUAAGGAAGCCUCUGAAACAGUGGUCUUAGUUAUUGAUGAGGAAGGUAUUGAGCCACUCAUGUCAGAGCUUGUCAAAGGUGUUAAUGAUAGUCAGGCUGCUGUCAGAAGAUCUAGUUCAUAUCUGAUAGGAUAUUUCUUCAAAAAUAGCAAGUUAUAUCUGGUUGAUGAAGCUCCAAACAUGAUAUCUACUCUAAUCAUUUUGCUAAGUGAUUCUGAUUCAUCUACUGUUACUGUUGCGUGGGAAGCUUUGUCAAGGGUCAUUAUUUCAGUACCCAAGGAGGUGCUGCCUUCUUAUAUAAAACUUGUCCGUGAUGCCGUGUCAACAUCCCGAGAUAAGGAACGGAGGAAGAAGAAGGGAGGACCAAUUCUCAUACCUGGAUUUUGUCUUCCAAAAGCACUUCAGCCUAUAUUGCCAAUUUUUCUCCAAGGUCUCAUAAGUGGGUCUGCUGAAUUGAGGGAGCAGGCUGCUCUGGGACUUGGCGAACUGAUAGAAGUGACCAGUGAACAAUCACUCAAGGAGUUUGUCAUCCCAAUAACAGGGCCUCUUAUCCGUAUAAUAGGCGAUCGAUUCCCAUGGCAGGUGAAGAGUGCCAUCUUGUCUACUCUAACUACGAUGAUAAAAAAGGGUGGAAUCUCCCUGAAGCCUUUUCUUCCUCAGCUGCAAACAACAUUUGUCAAGUGUCUACAGGAUAGUACAAGAACUGUUCGUUCUAGUGCUGCCCUGGCACUUGGGAAGCUCAGCGGACUCAGUACCAGGGUUGACCCUUUAGUUAGUGAUUUGCUGUCAAGUUUGCAGGGAUCAGAUGGCGGUGUUAGUGAAGCUAUUCUGACUGCUUUGAAAGGUGUCUUGAAGCAUGCUGGAAAGAAUGUGAGCUCUGCUGUUCGAACUCGUUUUUACAGUGUUCUCAAGGAGUUAAUUCAUGAUGAUGAUGAGAUAGUUCGAACAUAUGCUUCUAGCAUAUUGGGUAUCUUGACACAGUACCUUGAAGAUGUUCAGCUGACAGAGUUGAUUCAAGAACUGUCAAGUCUAGCUAAUUCACCAAGCUGGCCACCUAGGCAUGGUUCCAUCCUUACAAUUUCUUCCUUAUUUCAUUACAAUCCAGCAACAAUUUGUUCGUCUUCCUUGUUCUCAACUAUUGUUGAUUGCCUUAGAGACACCCUGAAGGAUGAGAAGUUCCCUCUUCGCGAAACUUCAACCAAGGCAUUGGGAAGGCUCCUUCUUUAUAGAUCUCAGGUGGAUCCUUCUGACACACUUCUUUACAAAGAUGUUCUUUCAUUGCUAGUAUCAUCCACACAUGAUGAGUCUAGUGAAGUUAGAAGAAGAGCAUUAUCUGCUAUAAAAGCUGUUGCCAAGGCAAAUCCUUCAGCCAUUAUGUCACACAGCACUAUUGUCGGUCCUGCACUAGCAGAGUGUAUGAAAGAUGGAAAUACUCCAGUUAGACUUGCUGCAGAACGAUGCGCGCUACAUGCCUUCCAACUAACAAAGGGUUCAGAAAAUGUUCAAGCAGCACAGAAGUAUAUCACUGGCUUGGAUGCUCGGCGCCUAUCCAAGUUUCCUGAAUAUAGUGAUGACAGUGACGACAGUCACGAAGAUAUAUCAAGUAGCUAAGUUUGUCUUGGUGUUGUGUCCUUCCCUUUCUUCUCUGGUCGGAAUACAAAAUUCUCGUUGAUAACCAAAUUUUUGGCAGCACAAUGAUAUAGUAAAAAAAAAAAUAUAGAUAUACGCAAUUUGAGGCAGCUUACCCAAUUUUUUUCCGCCUGGGUAUUUGAUUAUGUCUAUAAUUGUAAAUUAGAUGAGGUGAAUUAUUUGUUUACUUAAGAUUUUUAUUCAAUCAAUUUUGGUGGUAAUAUAUUUUUUACACCUGCAAUAUUUUGUCCAUUCUACAUUGACAAUGCCAUCGUAGCAGCUUUGAUUUUUCCGUAAUGUACUAUGUGCAGGUGCAGAUUAUACUGUGUUUUUAAGAUGAAUUUUGUUGGAUUAUAUGAAAAUAAUAGUGGAGUUUUAUUGUUGUUA